Molecule: messenger RNA, 362 nt
Organism: Salvelinus sp. IW2-2015
Lineage: Eukaryota; Metazoa; Chordata; Actinopteri; Salmoniformes; Salmonidae
Product: stabilizer of axonemal microtubules 2-like
Cellular component (GO): axonemal microtubule; cytoskeleton; centriole
Molecular function (GO): microtubule binding
Source: RefSeq, a predicted model, not a curated record
UCCCACCCCACUACCUCCAGGUCUGCACCACCAUGAGGGAUGACUACCAGCCUUGGGWGGUCAAGAGACAAGCCAUGAUCAAGAAGCCUGAGGAGAUGCAGAGASCCACCGGACGGAUGGACCACCUCACCACUUUCAAGGCCCAUUUUACACCCCACGAACUGCAGCCCAAUGUGAGCUUCAAGCCAGCUCACGCCCCCAUGAGGGCUGAUGCCCCAUUGGAGGGCGGCACCAUGUACAGCACAGAGUUCACCCCCAAGAGGAUCAGCGUUUGUCCAGCUAGCUACGACUCCCUGCCGGGCUUCGUGUUUGAGGACAGCCGACGACAGGGGACACAGGUUCUACAGGAAGUUGCCAUCUAA